Molecule: messenger RNA, 5206 nt
Organism: Sceloporus undulatus (fence lizard)
Lineage: Eukaryota; Metazoa; Chordata; Lepidosauria; Squamata; Phrynosomatidae
Gene: ARHGAP44
Product: Rho GTPase activating protein 44
Exons: 22
Coding region: 536-3430 (964 amino acids)
Biological process (GO): regulation of dendritic spine morphogenesis; neurotransmitter receptor transport, endosome to postsynaptic membrane; signal transduction
Cellular component (GO): dendritic spine; cytoplasm; leading edge membrane
Molecular function (GO): GTPase activator activity; protein binding
Source: RefSeq, a predicted model, not a curated record
AGGGGACUAGAGCUCCCAGGGCCCGGGCUGGGCAGCCGCAGUCCGCCCAGCCACCGCUGCUUUGGCCUCCCUCCUUCCCUGCGCAGCUGCUGGGAGACUAGGAGGAGGCUGCCAAGCGAGGCGAGGCGCGGCGGCAUGGGCAGCCCGGCGCGGGCCGGGAGGAUGCUCUGAGCAGCCCGGAAAGGGCCAGGGCCAGGAGAAGCGAUGGAGGGGGCGGCCGGGGGCUUCUUGGUAGUGAGGCUGGGGGCUGGGGGCUGCCCCUCUCUUCCUUCUUCUUCUUCUUCUCCUCCUCCUCCUCUUCUUCUUCUCCCCCGGCGGCCGCCUCUGCUGCAGUGCUAGCAGCCUCCGCCCGCCCCUUCCACCUUGCAAAGCCAGAAGAACAAGACGGCGGAGGCGCUGCUAGCACAAGGGCCAUGUAGCCCCCUCUCUCCUGCCGCCGCCUCCUCCUCCUCCGCUCCCAAGGCUGGACUAGCUAGGGUCCCCCCCCCCCACUCCCCCGGCCAGCCAAGGGCCAAGGAAAGGCAAGGGCGCAGCCAUGAAGAAGCAGUUCAACCGCAUGCGGCAGCUGGCCAACCAGACCGUGGGCAGGGCUGAAAAAACAGAAGUUCUGAGUGAAGAUCUUUUGCAGGUGGAGAAGCGUUUGGAGUUAGUGAAACAGGUAUCCCACAGCACACACAAGAAGCUGACAGCAUGUCUUCAGGGUCAGCAGGGAUCAGAUUCUGAUAAGCGCUCGAAGAAAUUGCCUUUGACGUCACUUGCUCAGUGCUUAAUGGAAGGUUCUGCUAUUCUAGGGGACGACUCCCUGCUUGGGAAGAUGCUGAAGCUGUGUGGAGAAGCAGAGGACAAGCUGGCUCAAGAGCUCAUCCACUUUGAGUUGGAAGUUGAAAGGGAUGUGAUUGAGCCCCUCUUUGUAUUGGCUGAGGUAGAAAUCCCAAAUAUCCAAAAACAGAGGAAGCACUUAGCAAAAUUAGUUCUGGACAUGGAUUCAUCAAGGACGAGGUGGCAUCAAUCAGCCAAGUCUUCGGGUUUGUCAAGCAACUUGCAGCCUACGGGUGCCAAAGCGGAUGCUCUCAGGGAAGAGAUGGAGGAGGCAGCAAACAGAGUGGAGAUUUGCAGGGAUCAGCUCUCAGCUGACAUGUACAAUUUUAUGGCCAAAGAGAUAGACUAUGCAAACUAUUUUCAGACUUUAAUAGAAGUGCAAGCAGAGUAUCACAGGAAGUCAUUAGCACUUUUGCAGAAUGUGUUGCCUCAGAUCAAAGCACAGCAGGAAGCUUGGAUUGAGAAGCCUUCCUUUGGGAAGUCCCUGGAGGAACACCUGUCUGUCAGUGGCCGAGAGAUUGCCUUCCCCAUUGAGGCAUGUGUCACCAUGCUCCUCGAAUGUGGCAUGCAGGAGGAGGGCCUGUUUCGAGUGGCUCCCUCAGCCUCCAAACUAAAGAAGCUGAAGGCAGCUCUUGACUGUUGUGUGGUGGAUGUUCAGGAGUACUCAGCUGAUCCCCAUGCCAUAGCAGGAGCACUGAAGUCCUAUCUUCGGGAGCUGCCAGAACCACUCAUGACAUUUGAACUCUAUGAAGAAUGGAUUCAAGCCUCCAACAUCCAGGACCAAGACAAAAGACUGCAAGCCCUGUGGAAUUCCCUUGAGAAAUUACCCAAGACCAGCUACAACAAUCUAAGGUACCUGAUCAAAUUCCUUGCAAAUUUAACAGAGUACCAGGAUGCAAACAAAAUGACACCAAGCAACAUAGCAAUUGUGCUGGGGCCCAAUCUCCUCUGGCCUCAGGCAGAAGGAAACAUCACAGAAAUGAUGGCAACUGUCUCCUUGCAGAUUGUUGCAAUUAUUGAGCCCCUUAUACAACAUGCCGACUGGUUCUUUCCAGGAGACAUAGAAUUCAACUUGACCGGGAACUAUGGCAGCCCUGUGCAUGUGAACCACAAUGCAAAUUACAAUUCCAUGCCAUCCCCCGACAUGGACCACGCUGAUCGCAAGCAUCCGGAUCAGACCCGGCGACCCCUCAGUGUGGCCACGGACAACAUGAUGCUAGAAUUCUACAAGAAGGAUGGCCUUAGGAAAAUCCAAAGCAUGGGCGUCCGGGUGAUGGACACCUCUUGGGUGGCUCGCAGAGGCACCUCCAUAGUCCGUAAGGCAUCCUCCACCCCUCCUGCCAUGCAGCCCCCUGCUCCGCCUUCUGAUCUUGCUGCUACUCCUCAGUCACCAAUUCCUGAGCAAUCUCUUGAUGUUUCAUCUACUCCCUCCCCUACUCCAGCUAACUUCGGUUUCCCACCAGGGGCUGAGCGAGUAAGCACGGAUGGUGUGUCGUCUAGUUGGUCGGAUUCCUGUUACAUCUACCUAUCCCCUGAAGACGACAAGCCUCCCCCAUAUCCCUGCUACUCAUCCUUCCACCCCUACCACCCCAAGACUAGCCCAUGCACUAGGCCCGAGCCUCCCUUGCCGCUGUACCGGUGGUCAGGGUACAGCCAAACCCUGCCUCCCCAUUCUUCCUCUUCCUCUUCUUCCUCCCCCUCCCCUCAGCAGCUUGACAUUAACUCUAACCCUAAACCGUAUUUCCUGCAUCUCCCUAAGCAAAGCUCCCUCACAGAGUUGCAUGGUCCUGAGACUAACCUCUCCUCUGUCUACAUGAAAACCCCUCUCACCUUAUCCAAACCCGAUCCUCCUGGCACUCCUUACAGCUCCCAUAUGUCAGUCUCUCCCCCCUGGGUCAGCUGCACCUGUGGCAGAGACAGAGGAGCCGGGCUCACUAGCGCUUUAAAAACUAAGGAACUUUCUCCUGUGUCUGGGCAGAAAGGCAGCCCAACCUGUGGUCCUCUGACACCAUGUGGUGGGGCCACACAGCAGCCACCUGGUCCCACGCAGCAGCUGUCCACUGAGCAGAGCCCACACACUCUGCGGAAAGUUUCAAAGAAGCUGGCCCCUAUCCCUGCCAAGGUUCCUUAUGGCCAGUCAGGUGGUAUGUCCGAUCAGUCCACAGGGCAGCCAUCCCCUGCCAGCCUCUCUCCCACCCCACCAAGCACCCCAUCACCCUAUGGACUGAGUUACCCUCAAGGCUACUCCCUGGGCUCAGGCCCACUCUCCCCAGCUGCUGUUCCUUCUUUGUCUUCUCCUCCUUCCCUGACAAGCACUUUAACCAAAACUCGGCCCACCCCCAAGCCACGACAGAGGCCCACGCUGCCACCUCCACAGCCUCCCACAUCAAACGCAUCUGGCUCUAGUCCACAGUCCACGGAGCACACCAUACUAGACGGCAUGUCCCCUGGGGAGAGCAUGUCCACAGAUCUCGCCCACCUUGAUGUCCCUUCCAUCCAUGUAGAGGUUGAUGUCUCCACACUUCACCUGGACCCACUGGGACAAGUCCAGAGACAUCCGGUACCAGGAAAAAUAAGUUCAGAGGAGGAUUCAGAAAGCACCGCCCUAUGACACGAUAUCCCUUGCUCCCUCGAACAUCCUCUCUUGUACAUAUCGGUGCCCCAUGAACACUCCACGGAAGGAGACAUGUCCAGAGACCUUGCCCACUUGUGUGUGGGGGGAGGUGUCUCUUAAGGCACUCUGCUUGCCAGCCACUUGUGCAAGACUGACAGCCCUGUGGGCCUGGUGCUAAGCCUGUUGAUGUGGCAAAGAGCACAUUGCCAGUGCAAUUUCCAUUUAAUUUAUUUUUCUCCUAUUUGUUUAGCCUUAUCCAAAUUUUGCCUUUUUGACGUGGUGCCUAUUUAAUAUUCUUUACAAGCUUUUGGACCCUUACCAAAAUAAGUAACUAAAUGCUCUCAUUGGCCCUUUCAGGCAAUUGAACAGCAGAGGUUGGAAAGCAGCAGAUGGGUUCAGUAGUUGAAUUUCACAGAAGACACUUAUUGGGUUAGUCUUACUGGCCUCAGCAAUGCCUCCCACUCUUGCUCUGUCUGUCCUUCCUCUGUGUGCCAGCUAAAUCUCCAUAGUGCUGGUUCAUUGCUCUUUCUCCCCUGCAGACUGGCCAAGGAAUGGGAGAGGAACCGACUAUACCUGCAUCAUUCCAGAGCUCACCCACUCAUUUCAAAACCUGUUUACCUGGUAUUUAUCUCCUACUGCCAGGCAAAUGCCUUUAGGGCAGUGUAUCAUAUAUGAAUCUCUGGGAUUCCAAAGGAAAUAUCACUCGGCCUUCUGGGCUCUUUUACCAUUUCAUUCCCUGCCUGCACCCUCACCUCCACACAUACACAAUUCCCUGGAUCUUCUUCCCACUACAGUGGGUAGAGAGAAGGUCAAGGAUGAUGAGAAAUGAGAAGGGACAAACACCAGAAGGAACAUUAAAUUGCUGUCUUUGGCUGUGACCAGAGUUGAGCAGGAAAGGUGGCUGUGGCAUGGGGUGGGCGAUGUUUCCUCUUAGGUAAAGAAAUAGUUACUUGUUUAGCAAUAAAAGUGCUCCCAAGCAUAUCCCCUGCAGUGUAAUCUCAGAGGGGGAAACUGGCCACAUGGAGUUCUUGUUCACCCUCAUGAUAGGCUUAUUCCCACCCUCCCCUUUCUCUCUACUCCAUGUUCAGGCCUUUUUGCCCGGGCGAGGGGAGAUGAAUUCCACCAAAGGAUAUACAUUUGCAAUGGUUAGACUGCAGCUCCCUGUAGUGUAUAGCUCAGGGUCUGACUGAGCAGGGCAGAGCUCUCAGCUGUGCAUGCAAAGGCAGAUGUAACCUUUUAUCCUUUUAAAAGAGAUGAGAUAUAUAGAUAUAUAUAUCUGCCCACAUAGAUAUAUAUUUGUACAUAUAAAAUACAUAGAUAUAUAUAUUUGGUUUAUUUGGGGCCAUUCCAUCUGAACGGGUGUACAAAUGUACAAUAUAAAUCUAAUGCUUAGAAUUAUUAUUCUACACACAUACUUUCAAACUCUUAUCAGAUUUAUGGUAAAUGUCUCCAAACUCCUCUCUUUUGACAGCAUUUUUGCAAGUCUGGAUGCUCUUGCUUUGCCACAAGCUGUGAUAAUAUGUAAUUCAUCACUCAAAAAUGGACGGGGCAGGAACACAAGUGCAAAUUCUGGUUAACUAGGCGGGGAAAUAGUUAUUCUAACUGCUCUCCCCAAUUAUGGCCACUUGAUGUUUUUGCUGUUCAAGCUGGGGCCAUAGACACAACCCAGGCACUGGGCAACUCCUUUCUAUGGGAGAGUCUCCUGCUUUCUCCAUUUCUGCCCAACCUCCUCCCCCCCCCCAACUUAUGGUGUCAUUAAAGUACAGUUAAUUA